Phycodurus eques (leafy seadragon) is the source of this 7898-nucleotide messenger RNA. RefSeq names its product actin remodeling regulator NHS-like. The record is from RefSeq and is a predicted model, not a curated record. NCBI's taxonomy places the organism in Eukaryota, Metazoa, Chordata, Actinopteri, Syngnathiformes, Syngnathidae. The transcript is spliced from 9 exons. The coding region runs from base 315 to 4271 and encodes 1318 amino acids. Gene Ontology annotation, biological process: cell differentiation; lens development in camera-type eye.
CCAAGCGCUCCGGAGACUCCGCUCCGCGUUUCACCUCCUCCUCCUCCUCCUCCUCCUCCACUUUUAGUUUUUAAAAAGCACCUCGAGUUACUCCUUCGGAGCUGCGGUGGUGUUAGGAAGAAGAAGGAGGAAAAAAAAGAAGAAGAAGAAGUCAGGCAGAUGAGCGGAGCGCCCGAGUCCGCCCUCCCAGAUGCGACGAGCACGGGGGGCGUCUGAAGCCACGCCGAGCGGAUGACGGUGGCGUCCGCACCCGCGCCCGCGCCCGCGCCCGCGCCAGCUUUCGCCUCACUUUUGCCGGAUUGAGGGCGAGCGACAUGCCCUUCUUCAAGCGGCUGGUGGAGCCCCGGUCCCUGUGCCGCCGCCGCGCGGAGGCGGAGGCGGCCGAGGGCGAGGGGGGCUCGCCCUUGCGGGACCUGCUGACCGUCAGCCACGCGGCGCUGGCCCGGAGCCUCCGCCAGCUGUCCGACCUGGCCAAGCACGCCUGCUCCGUGUUCCAGGAGCUGGAGGGCGACCUGGCCGCCACCGGCCGCAGGCUCCGCGGGCUGCAGCGGAAGGUCGGCCGGCUGCAGGAGACUUGCUGCCGGCUGGACCCCAAACUGGAGCCAGUCCCCGUGUCUGACCUGGACACGGAGAGCAAGCUGACGCGGCAUUACCGGGCUCCCUGGCACAAGCAGAGGAACGUCCUGCGCCCGGCCACGCGCCCGCCAUGCGUCGAACAACUGCACCGGGACACCCACCCGGGCGACCUGCACACAGAUGGUCAUCGGCGGCGCUCGUCCAGCCGGGGGCGCCGAGUGACGGUCACCUUCUCGGCCCUGCCGCCCGCGUGCCCGUCGACGCCCGGCGGCGCCGCCAGGAAAGCCAGGAAGGGGGCGCGCAUGACGGCGUUCCCAAGCUCCCGCCCGCCCUCCCCCACCGAAUGUUGCCACUUCUCUCCCUGGAACAGAAAGGCGGCGUCGUCGGCGUCCCCCGGUCAGCGCCGCAAAGCGCUCCCCGUGCCCAACACGCCGACCACCUUGGACAAGCAGACCAACUGGUCGCGAGCGCUGCCGCUGCCCACGCCCGAGGAGAGAAUGAAAUGCGACUCGCGGGUCGUCUCCUCCUGCGUCAUCGCCAUUAACGUCACCGGCGCGGACUUCGACAGAGACGCGGGCGCGCGGCGCUCGCUGGUCCACUCGCAGUCGUUGCUCCAGCGCAGGAGGAAGCUGCGGCGGCGCCGGACGGUGGCCGGCGUUCCCGGGCAGCUGCGCGACUUCGCCUUAGACUCGGACGACUCCCCCGUCUCCCGAGAACGCGGCGUGACGGUCCGCGCCGGCUCGGACGUCGGCCCGUCCGACGAGGAUCUGGCGAAUCAUCUGGUCACCAGAGACUCGGGUUGCCAGACCGAGGACUUCCUGAUCUCGGGGGCGCCUUCGCGCAGGAGAAUCCGGGCGCAGCGCGGCCACCAGGGGGCGGCGCUGUGCUUCUCUCGGUCGGCGGGCGACAUCGCGGCCCUGCGGGACGCCCCCGACGACGCGUUCGCCGCCCGGCUGCGGACCCGAAGUCUCCCCCGAGACGGCAGCCGGGCGAGGGCCGACGAGGACGAGGACGAGGACGACGCGGAGCUUUCCCCUUUCAACGGCGAGGAGGAGUUAAUUCUGAAGGACGAGGAGGAAAGCGCCGACGAGCGGGCCGGGUCGGAGCAGCUUUCGACGACGCCGGAGCGGGGCCGGGCGGAGAGGGCCCGCUCGCGGCCGCCCCGCGCGGCCCACGCGGGCAGCCGCGACGUGUCGUCCGGCUCCGACACCUUCGGCAGUCCCGCGCACUCGGUGUCGGCCGCCGGCGUUUUGGGGGGGCCCGUGGACCACAAGGACGACCACCAGUCCUCCAGCGGCAACUGGAGCGGCAGCAGCUCCGCCUGCCCCUCGCAGACCUCGGAGACCCUCGCCCCGGGCACCUCUCCGCUGGCUCGCUGCGACUCGGAGCUCUCCCUGAACGUCGCCGCCCACCCCGGCGACGACCGCCCCGGCUUCGCGCCGGAUCCUCACGCCGGGCUCAGGACCCAGAGGGCGGGCUCCUUCUCCUCCACGGCCAUGGACAUCUUAGAGGAAGCGGGCGCUCCCGAGUGGAACUACUCGCGCCCGGACCCCCCUCGUCGGCCACGGGACCUCAGCCCCGAGUCCAACAGGGAGGCGGAGAGCAGUCUGGGCUGCCCGAGCUUCGCCAGCACGGCCACGUGCGAGAGCAGCUUCUCCGACAAGCCGCCGUCGGAGAAAGCCGACACGGCGUCUCACUACUCGGAGGACACGGAAGGCUACUACACCUCCAUGCACUUUGACUGCGGGCUGAAAGGCAGCAGGAGCUUCACGUACUUCUACUCGGACCACGUGACUCUGGGGCCGCGCUGCCUGUCUUUGAGGAAGCCCAAGGCCAAACCGUGUCCGCCCAGGCGCAGCUCGUCGCUCCGGACGAUACGCAACGAGGAACCGAGGCUUCCGCUCUCCCGGGAGAAAAACCCUCAGCCGGUUGGGUCCGGCUCGUCGGGCCACAUCGCCGAAGAGCUCCCGGGCGUGUGGGGGGCGGAGGGAUCUUCGGAGCUGCCCUACUCGGGCGUCUUCAGCUACGCGGACGCGCGUUCCUUCAAAGACGAGGGCGCCGUCCAGGCCGACUACGCCGACCUGUGGCUCCUGCACGACUUGAAAUCCAGCGACCCGUACCGGUCUUUGUCCAACUCCAGCACGGCCACCGGCACCACGGUGGCGGAGUGCGUCAAAUGGCAGGACAGCUCCGAGUCGCAGGCGUCCCGGUCGGGCUCCGGGGCCACCACCCCCUCGCUGACGCCCGCCGAGGGCGACUUCAAGCUGGCGGGCCUCGCCAGCCCCUCCAGCGGGUACUCCAGCCAGUCCGAGACCCCCACCUCCGCCUUCCCCGCCGCCUUCUUCCCCGGCCCGCUAUCGCCGUCCAGCGCUAAGCGGAAACCCAAAGUACCGGAGAGGAAGUCGUCGCUCGCCUCCAAGCCGGACGCGGACGCGGAGUUGCCCGUCGUGCCCUCGACCCCCACGGAUUUAAGUGCCUUUCGCCGCGUCGGUGACGACCGGACGCCGAUCCAAAAUCACCGGCCAAUAACCGAGUCGCCGAACGGACCUUCCCUGAGCGUCGCCCCCGCCGCGCUGCGCGCCGUCCGGCUGCGAUCCGCCCGCAAGGAACCUGACCCCGGUCCCGAUGACGACGGCCCUUCCGCCGCCGCGUUCGCCACCCGAGCGCCGUUAGAAUUUAAGAGUCCACGUUCGGCCGAUCUCCGGCCGGCGGUCUCGUCCGACGACGAGCUCGUCGACGGCGAGACGACCGCGGAAUCGUCGUCGCCGCCGCCGGACGAGGAGGCGCGAAAGGACGCCGAGCGUUCUUGCCCGCCGCCUGACGAAGAUCUCUGUGCCUCCGCGCCGAGUCCGCCCGCCGCUCUGGAACGAACGCCCGUCGCCGGUCCGGGAAGCGAUGACGGAAACCGAGACUCGGACUCGGCGGGGAAUCCGGCGGGAAACGAGGAAGAAGAGACAGCCGCCGAGGAGAACUCGCCGAGCAAAGACUCGACGGCGGCGAGCGAUUCGGCGAUGUCGCAGCCGAACGACGAGUCGCACGCGGAGGACGACGGCGUCUUCCCGUCGCCCGCCAAAAGUCGAACCACGGACGACCUCUUCGCCAUGAUCCACAGGUCGAAGAGGAAAGUGUUGGGCAGGAAGGACUCCGGCGAGCUGUCCGCGAGGAACGGUCCGUCGUCUUCCGGCGGCCCGGCGCCUCCGCCCCCGUCGCCCGGCGCCGCCCGCUCCCCGGGUCCCGCCGCGUCGCCGUCGGGGGCGUCGCCCUCGGGCCCGCAGAGGGCCCCCGGCCCCAUCUUCAGGAACGUCAAGAAGUCCAGCACCUCCAACGAGGAGUUCAAGCUGCUGCUGCUGAAGAAGGGCAGCCGCGCCGAAUCCGGCUACCGCAUGUCGGCCGCCGAGAUCCUCAAGAGCCCCGUGACCCCCAAAGGUCAACCGGCGGGCGAGGAGGCGGCGGAAGCGGCCGAGGCGGCGGCCGGGCGCCCCGACGCCGAGGGCUCCUCGCCGAAAGCCUCGGCCUCGCCGUGCUCGUCCAGGACGGGCCGCGCCAGGAUCCCGCCGCCCGCCAACAGCAGCCGCUACGCCGCGCGCGCGCGCUUCUACUCGGCGCCCAUGCAGGCCAUCUCCGAGGGCGAGGCCGAGAACUCGGACGGCAGCCCCCACGACGACGAGACGGCGGCGCGCCCGGGGUUCGCCUGACGGAAACCCGCUCUUCUUCUUCCUUCGCGCCGUCGUCUCCUUUGCACGCUCGAACAAACGUUCUGCUCUCACCUCGCCGGAUUUUUGCCGUCGCUCCCAGCGUGUCCCGAACAUCACAACUAUUUUGUUUUUCUUGGGGGGGGGGGUGGACACACACACAACAAAUUGAUCAAAAGAAAAAUAUAUUUUCCGGGGGAAAAAAAUAUUUUUGAAUCAUAGAAACAAAUGCUUUUGAAUCAUUUGAAAUCAUAAUGAUAAUAAUAAUAAUUCAGCAAAAUUGUUUACCGAAAAAAGGUAUAUUUUCCAGGAAAGAAAAUAAUAUUUGAAACAAUGAAAAUGAAUAGUUUGAAAUAAUUUCAAAUAAUAAUGAUCAUAAUCAUUCAUCAUAUUUUUUUUAUAGAAAAAUGUGCAUAUUUUCCAGCAAAGAGUGACAUUUUUAACGAAAACGAAAAGUCAAAUUCCGGGGGAAGGCAGAUUUUUGUUGUUGUGUUUUUAUGAAAUAGUCCAUUUUAGAGGUGAAAAAAAAGAUUUUUUUUACAUGAUGAAAAAAUGGCUCGUGUAUUUUUAACCCCAAGUCUUUUCAAGAAAAAAAAGUUAUAUUUUUAGGGGCCCCCCCCCCCCUAAAAAUAUAACUUAUAUAAAACAAAUAUAAAAUAUAACUUAAUUUUUUGGGGCGAAAAGGGUAUUUUCCUCAAAGUUGAAUAUUUUCCCUCAAAUAGUCACGUAAAAAGUAUAUAUUUUUGAGCAAGAAUUUGGAUAUUUUCAAGAAACAUUUGUGAAUAUUCACAGGAAGAAAAGUUGCAUUUUCUGAGAAAAAGGUUGAAUUAUUUUAAAAUAAAAAAGAUGAAUAUUUUCAAGAAAAAAAAAGUAUUUUUUCAAUUCAAUGUAUUCAAGUGAAAAAGUUUUAUUGGUGUAUGUUUUCUUGAAAAAAAAAAUGUUUUUUCAAGAAAAUGUCCCUUUUCUGAUUUACAAUUGUUUUCAAGACAAAUGGUUGUACGCUUUGACCAUACAAUGUUUAUUUUCUUGUUAAAAAAAAAAAAAAAAGUAUUUUUUUCCUGAAGAAAAAAGGAAAUAUCCUAUAUUUUUAAAUGAAAAAAAACGUUUUUCAGUCAGAUUUUCAGUAGAACAUUUUGAAGAAAAAAGCAAAUGAUUAUACAAGAAAGUGAAAGAAGCCUUCGGUCAGGAAAAAGUCAGAUCAUUUUGAGAAACAAAAGUUGGAUAUUUUCCAGACAAGUCAUAUCAUUCCCAGCACAUAUUCACACGCUGUAUUUUCAUAUAUUUUCAAGAAAAAAGUCAUGUACUUUUCAACCUUUUUCCCCCUCAAACAUUUACAUUCAUUUUUUCAAAGUUUUUUUCCUGACAAAAACCCUCUUUUUCUCUUUUAUGCUCAAAAAUAUGUCACUUGGUUCAUCAUUUAUUUAUCCGAUGACGAGCCGUCGUCUUUUUUUUUUUUCCUUUUCCUUUUUCGACAAGUGGCGCGCGCGUCUUGCUUCCAUGCUGCAGGGUACAAAACUUUCGACAACAGAUAACUAUCUUGUUUUUCCGGAGAAAAACAACAAGCAAACUUCUUUUUUUUUUUUCUUUUUUUACAUACCCAACUUGGUAUUUUAGAGAUAAAAACUGUAUAUAUUUUAAAAGUUACAGUUGUAAUCUAACUAGAGGAAAACUAGUGUCAGAACAGAUAUUUUCCACAAAUAAAAAGACAUUGUUAUUUUCAAGGACAUAUUGUCAUAAAAAAAGUCAUAAUUGUACAAAAAUAAUCAAUAUUUUUGAGAGAGAAGAAAAUGUCAUUUUAAAACAUAUUUCAAGGUAAAACAAAACCAAAAACAAUUUCAAUCAUUUUGAAAGUUCAAUAUUUUGAGAAUAAUUUUGUAAAUUCAGUUUAAUACCUGCAAUAUGACUUUGCCAUCAGAAAUAGGAUUAUUUUCUAGAAAAUAAUGUCUUAAUUUUUGUAAGAUUGCUCCUUCACUCAAGAAAAAUAUCCAACUUUUUUCUCAAAUAUUAUACACUGUUUUUCUUUCUAAAAAAGUUGUAUAUUUGCAUGCUAAAUUUCAUCUUUAUUCUCACGAGAUUCCAAUUUUUUCACAAGAUUACACAUUUCUUUUUUUUCUAGAUAUUAUCUGACUUCCCUCAAAAAUAAAAAAGAAUUGUUGUAAAAUUAUGAAAUCCCAAAAAUGAAAUUUAAAGAAAAUAUAUAUUUUUCUUGAAAGUUUUUUUUCUCAACUUUGUAAAAAAAAAUAUAUAUAUAUAUAUAUAUAUAUAUAUAUAUAUAAUUAUUUAUUUUUUUUAAAAUAAAAUUAGGAAAAUAUCACUCGUAGUCGUCAAAAAGAAUGUCCUUUUUUUGCCCCUCAAAAAAUACAAAAUAAAAAAAUUGCCUGAAAAUAUCUGCCUUUUUCUCAAAAUCUACAUUUUUGGUAAAGAAAAGAAAAUUGUCCUAAAAAUCGAUGUUUUUGUGCCUCCUAAAAUAUGUUCUUGCAAAUAAUAUUCAACGUAUUUUUUUAAAUAAAUGAGACCUGUUUCUUGAAAAUAUCAAGACUUUUUUCCCCUCAAGAAAUAUAUUAAAAAUUCUCGAAAAAUACAACUUUUAACUCGAAUUAAAUGCCUUUUAUUUUUCUGACUUGAAUCUCGAAAAUCCGACUUUCUGACUUGAAUCUUGUCGCAUAACUGUUUUUCUUCUGACUUUAUCUCUGUAAUUCUCCUUUGCAGUGUCCAGACACCCAAAAAUAAUCAGCGUGUGUAUUCCGUGAGUACAUAACAAGUCGGCGGGUUUGGCGAGGAGCACUCGCGAGAUAUUUUCAACACGGUGAGAUUUUCCAACAUUUCUUUGACGUGAACGUGGUUUCGGCGAAGAAGAAAAACAAAGUUGACGAACCGUGACGGCAGAGCGCGAGUAGAAAAAGGUGCUGAAAUGAUGGUUAGCAGGUCAAACGUUUUUCAUGAUGAUAAUCGAGAAAAAGUGUCGUUGUGGGGUUUAGUUGACUUGGUGUGUUUUUUGGGAGUGUUUGUAAAUGGUUUUGGUAAGUGCCAGGCGUGUCCGAGGCAGGUCGGUCCAGGCCCCUUCCGCGCUCCUUCUGCAAGAAUUGCUUCGAUCCGGAUGCCUAUUGUUUUAUUGCAAUAUUCAUCGAAUCUAGAACGAUCUGCGUGACAUCGCGUCAUCCUCGCGAAAAUGAACUUUAUUCGUACAGUCCAUCUCUGCUUGGCCUUAAAACCUAUUGUAAAUAUAAAACACGUUGUUGUAGCGAAGACGUGAACAGGGUACGCAAAGAAUUUUACGUCAUUCCAAACUUUUCUUGUUAUUUUUUAGCACUGAUCAGGUGAUUUUUGUGACCUUCCUUUGUCUUUUGCUGGCUUUCCUCAUACAAAGCGGCAAGAGGGAUUCGGACGAUACCGCCACCUCGUGGAUGGAUGUAGUUUUUGUACAAAAGUGGAAAAGAAAUGAGCGUUGGUUGAAUUGUGUACGCAAAAAACAAACAAAAAAAACAACAAAAAGUGUUUACAUGGACUUUAAAGUGUUGUACAUUUCUGAGUUGUGGACAAACUCUUUGUCUUGUAUUUAUUUUGUUUGUAAACAACGUGGUGGAGAGCAAACGUGUACAAAAGGAGAAAUAAAUGUGACUGCUUGGAAAA